Priapulus caudatus is the source of this 432-nucleotide messenger RNA. Its product is annotated as putative mediator of RNA polymerase II transcription subunit 19. The transcript has 5 exons. NCBI's taxonomy places the organism in Eukaryota, Metazoa, Priapulida, Priapulimorpha, Priapulimorphida, Priapulidae. Gene Ontology annotation, molecular function: structural molecule activity. Gene Ontology annotation, cellular component: COPII vesicle coat; endoplasmic reticulum exit site. Gene Ontology annotation, biological process: COPII-coated vesicle cargo loading; intracellular protein transport; endoplasmic reticulum organization. The record is from RefSeq and is a predicted model, not a curated record. Bases 1 to 432 code for a protein of 143 amino acids.
AUGAACAUCUACACACCUGCGAGAGUACCGCAACUACAGCAGGUGUUCAAUCCGACCGAUUUGAUGCCACAACAACAACAACAACAACAACAACAACAACAGCAGCAGCAACAGCAGGCCCCGCCGGAGCCCGCGCCGACGCCCAAGGGUCCGAUGGCGAUCGAGCACGAGAUGCUGCAGGAGGUGUUUGAUUCGCUGGCGCAGCGGUGCGAGGGCGCCACGCGCAACGCGCAGAUGCAUCGCAAGCUGGACGACGUUCACCGCAAGCUGGAGCAUCUAUACGACGCGCUGCGCGACGGAACGAUGAUCUCCCAAACUCGUCGCGGUCUCCAUCAGACUAGCGCAGGCGGUGCGGCCUACGACUACCAGGCUGCCAAUUCGGUCGCACCUCCGAUUUCCAGCUCGACCCAGGCUCUCGCACUUUCGACCUAA